CCGGACUACAAUCGACAGGGGCAGCCAUUUGGCCCCCACCGUCGAUGGCCUGUUCUCGGACGAUUGCAUCGAGACCCCUGGAGAUUUGCCCAUCCACGGACACAGCGAGUCGUGGGGGCUGUGCCAUGGAGUAUACAAAUGGCCCUGACCGAACGCAUGGCACCGGAAGCCAUUGAUUCCAUCCACCCUCAGAUCCCCGUCAGAGACUGAGACUCUUCCUGGAAUCGUUGUUUCCCGAGCCCCGGCAAUUCGAUUGUACGCAUCGACACCACGAUGGGCUGGUUACAGGUCGCCGAGAAUCGCUGGGAGCGUCCCAGCAACGGCAUGGAGGGCUACUUCGUACUCUCUGGCGGGCUCUCUGCCUCCCUCUGCCAGGGCCGCGAGCACUACAUCAUCUCCUCCCGCCUGAAGGUUGAUCUGAAGCUGUCGGAUGCCGAGGCCUCUCUCCGACAGGCCUGGACGCAGCUGCGUCACGAGCAACCGCAAAUCGCCACGCGCGUCGAAGGCAUGAACAAGGUCUACGAGGUGCCCGACGAGACCGCCCUGCAGGCCUGGCUGGCCGAGACCUUCAUCGUGUCGUCCGCCGCCGACGCCGACGAGCUCUACCGCGGCGUCGGUCCCAUCCGCUCGGCGACGCUGUACUACGUGCCGCGGUCCUCCGAGCUCGUGCUGCGCGCCCACCACCACACCCUCGACGGCGUGGGUAUGCUCCUCCUCUGCCACAGCUACCUCAGCGCGCUGGCAUCGCCCCGGACCGUGUCCUUCGGCGACGAGCCGGCGCGACUGCCACCCCCCCUGGAAGAGGCCCUGGGCGACCCGGAGCUACCGCGCCAAGCGAUCGCCGAGAAGGGGCGCGCGCUGGCCACCGAGUUCAUCGACGGGCUGCCGGGUCUAGGCCCCGUGUCGCAGGUGGGCAAGGUUCCCGCGGGGGCGGCGCAGUUCGCCGAACGGGUGUUUCCGGCGCGCACCAGCGCCGCGGUGGUGCAGGCGUGCAAGCAGAAAGGCCUCAGCGUCACGGCCGCGCUGCAUGCGGCGUACGUGCGAGCCAUCGCCAAAUACGCCGACCCGGAGGGCUCGUCGCGGUACGUGACCGUGUCGCAGUUCAACUUCCGGCCGUUCCUGCGCGAGCCCUACGGAACGAGCCAGUAUGCCGCGGCGAUGUACUACUCCAUUCUACCGGUGCUGCUGGAGAAACCGACGGAGUUCGAGGAGCUGGCGCAGACGCUGGAUAGUUUCUACAAGUCGGGAUACAAGGAAACCGACGACCGCGAAGCCAGCGGCUCCCUGACGCGCACGCUGCAGGAGAUCGUGCAGACCCCCGAGUUUUUGACCAAGCCGGUGUCUCGCGAUGCGCUGGUCAGUAGUUUGGGCGUGGCGGAGCGCCACCUGCAGCAGAGCUACGGGGAGGUCGCCACGGUGCAGGACCUCCGGGUGGGAGUCGAUAUCAUUCUGGGCAUGAGCAUGAUCCUGUUCUACACCUUCCGGGACCAGCUGCGGCUGGUGUAUAGUUUCAAUGAUGCGUACGAGGAUCGGUCUCAGAUCGAGAGGUAUCUUGACGAGAUGCAGAGGAUUCUGCUGGAGGAACUGGUGGCAUGAGGGGGGUUAGUUUGAAGACCGAAUGCGAUGCUAUGAUUCUACUGAAUUUCGAACCCUCCUCCUCCGGUCCGAGGGACCCGUAGAGCCUCGGCAAGAGUCCUCUGUCUGGUCAAGAGGGAAAGUCGAUAGGGGCAGACAUGGACAUGGUUCAAGGGGUCAGACAGCGCUCGACACCACCGCCCAUCAUCAUUUCCCCGCUGCAUGUCUGCUGCUGUGUGGGGCUGCAGUGGAGCCUACGGACGACCCCCAACCAUACGGAGUAUACGAAGGAGUAGUGAGACGUAGGCGGUUUGACGUCGAUCAGGGAUCAUCAAACGGACCCGACGCCGUCGAUAGAAUUAGCACCAAUCAACUAAAG
Aspergillus steynii IBT 23096 is the source of this 1954-nucleotide messenger RNA. RefSeq lists its product as uncharacterized. The coding region runs from base 274 to 1596 and encodes 440 amino acids. The record is from RefSeq and is a predicted model, not a curated record. Lineage: Eukaryota; Fungi; Ascomycota; Eurotiomycetes; Eurotiales; Aspergillaceae. The transcript has a single exon.